AUCAGCCGCCCCUCACAUCACCGGAUGGAUCCAGUAAUGGGAACCCACCAGAGAGAUGUCCCCGUCCUCUGUAUUCCGGGGAUUCCACCCAGGAGGAUCACACCUAUGCUCAACAUUAUCAGGGUGAAGAACCGAUUCAUAUUAAAGUUGAAGUCAAGGAGGAAGAAGAAGAGCAGCCAACAGAGAAGGAUACAGUGAAGGUGACAAUUAAGGAGGAGGACAUUCCUACAGAGAUCCAGACAGGACAUGGAAAAGACCUCAUGGUUUCCUCAGAAGACCAUCAAAGAUCCUCAGAAGGUCGUCAAAGAUCCUCAGAAGGUCGUCAAAGAUCCUCAGAAGACCCUCAAAGAUCCUCAGAAGGUCAUCAAAGAUCCUCAGAAGGUCAUCAAAGAUCCUCAGAAGGUCAUCAAAGAUCCUCAGAAGGUCAUCAAAGUUCAUCUCCCAGUUAUGAAAAUAGAGGUGAAGGCGACGCACAAGAUCCACAGAGAGAAACUCUUGAGGCCAGAUCACAAGAUCCCUCUACCAAAGGGGAGUCCAACGCUGGAUACGAAGAGGACAAUUUAUACUCCUGCCCCGAUUGCGGGAAAUGGUUUUGUCUGAAAUCACGUCUCAACGCCCACAUGAGAUAUCACAUGACUGAGAAGCCCUAUCCUUGCUCCGUGUGCGGGAAGGGCUAUUUAUCGAAAGCUCAGCUGGUCGAUCACCAGAGAGUCCACACCGGAGAGAAACCUUUCUCUUGCUCGGAGUGCGGGAAGAGUUUCUCCUUUAAAGGCAACCUUGUCGAGCAUCAGAGACGUCACUUAGGGGAGUCGCAUACGUGUUCUGUGUGCGGGAAAACUUUUUUACUAAGGACCUAUCUUGUCAGACACCUGAGAUUUCACACGGGCGAGAAGCUUCAUGCCUGUUCGGAGUGUGGGAAAUGUUUUGUCCGUAAAUCAGAGCUGGUUGUGCAUGAGAGGUACCACACGGGGGAGAAACCGUAUUCCUGCCCGGACUGCGGAAAACGUUUUGUACGCAAGUGUCACCUCGGUGUACAUCUGAGAUAUCACACGGGAGAGAAGCCUCAUUCCUGCCCUCAGUGUGGGAAAGGUUUCACACGCAAGUCAGACCUCGCUGCACAUGAAAAAACUCACAAAGUCGAGAAGCCAGUUUCUUGCCUAGUGUGCGGGAAAUUGUUUACUCGGAAAGUCAUGCUCGCCAGACAUCGGAGAACUCACAUGGCUAAAAACACGUAAAUUGGCACGUGGGGAAUCCUCACGAGUGACUGGCCUUGUCAUAGUGUGGGAAGUGUUUCUAAAGAACAGUUAAGCUCAUUAAAAAGGUUCUGAGGGAAAUAUCAAAACUGACUUUGCUGAACUCUGCGAAAAUUGCCUGGUUGUUGGGCCAACUCACCAAGUUACAAAUUCAUUUGGUUAUCUCUUGGUUUCACUAUUACAACUCCCUCCUCAUUGGCUUAUCUCUGCAUUAACCCUCCCCCAAUCAGUCUAUUAUGAAUGCUGAUGCCAGACUCCUCCACCUUACCAAAGGUUCAGUGUCCUCCACCCCUCUCUGCCAAUCCCUCCACUGGCUUCCAUUCAGUGUCCUCCACCCCUCUCUGCCAAU
Rana temporaria (common frog) is the source of this 1602-nucleotide messenger RNA. RefSeq names its product gastrula zinc finger protein XlCGF8.2DB-like. Gene Ontology annotation, biological process: regulation of transcription by RNA polymerase II. Lineage: Eukaryota; Metazoa; Chordata; Amphibia; Anura; Ranidae. The coding region runs from base 261 to 1235 and encodes 324 amino acids. The record is from RefSeq and is a predicted model, not a curated record. The transcript has 4 exons. Gene Ontology annotation, molecular function: RNA polymerase II cis-regulatory region sequence-specific DNA binding; DNA-binding transcription factor activity.